Messenger RNA from Aureobasidium melanogenum CBS 110374, 1365 nucleotides. RefSeq lists its product as uncharacterized. NCBI's taxonomy places the organism in Eukaryota, Fungi, Ascomycota, Dothideomycetes, Dothideales, Saccotheciaceae. Bases 1 to 1365 code for a protein of 454 amino acids. The transcript has a single exon. The record is from RefSeq and is a predicted model, not a curated record.
AUGUUCAGAACUCUUUCUUUCCUCCCUUGUAUUUUGGCGGUCGCCUUGGCCAGCCCCUCGGCCUCCGAUGAUUGCUAUGAACCAUUCCCAUAUGGCAAUUUCCCUACUGGUAUGCCUCGUCCGACUGGAUUGCCUUCAGGUUGGCCUCCUGCUCCAUUCCCAGGAGCUCCCUACGGAGCACCCUUUCCAACAUUCAACAUCAGCUCUGUGGUUGUCGGUCCUACUGGAACUGGAGCAUCGUCUGCGUUCGUCCCGUCAUCGUCAGGUGAAGGCAGAAGCGGUUCACUUUCGAGCUCUAGCGGCACUGCUUUCGUCCCCUCCUCAUCUGACGAGGGCAGAAGUGGCACUGCUUCUCCCACUUCCAUGGUCUCGAGCUCGGCAUUCUUCCCAAACACCACAGAAUCAGUCACCACCAUCUACUCUGAGACUACCGCAGUUACGACUGUUGUCAGCACCGUCUAUCUGACUGCACCAAGCCCUGUGUCAGCCUCCAACAUGACAUCCUCUGCUUCAUCCACAUUCUCGUCCAGCGCCAAUGUGACUACCAUCUCUUCGUUCGUGACUGGCACGGUCAUCGUGACGACCACUUUGACGCCUUCAUCCUCUCCAGAUUCACCUGUGACAGCUGUCAACAGCACUUUGUUACCUGGAACUGCAGUCUCCCCCUCGAUGGUCACUGGUGGGGCUUCCAUGACCGGCAACGGAACAUCUUCAGCUGUUUCCUUCACCUGGUCUCCCUACGUCCCAUAUAUUCCUGGUACUGGAGUCUACGGCGGCUACACGCCCUCAAGCUCGCCUGACUCGCCCGUCACAGCAUCUGUAACCAACUCGACUUCAGCUUCUGCUAGCCCUACUCACGUCACCAUCCACCUCAACUCCUCGAUCACUCUGACGCUGGUUACCACUCAGACUAUUCCGUUGACCACUGGAUCUGCCUCAAAUGUCACUUCCUCAAGCGCUUCCUCUGUAUCAUACACUUCCGGCGGUCGUAACGGUACCCUCAUCCCCUCCAGCGGCACGGCGAUCUCGACCAUGAGCCCAUCUUCCUCGCCCAUCAGCCCUCCAACGGCCACAAACUCCUCCAUUUCAUUCACUGGUGGCAACCGUAGCGGCACCGGUGCUCCAUCCAGAAGCAUGUCUUUCCCUACUGCUCCCUCCUCGCACAUGUCUUCUUUCGUCACUAGCGUCGUCAGCUCCAGCGCAGGAAGCUCAGAGGCUAGUGCGAUCACUGGCUCGCCCUCUUCCACUCCUCCUACUUACCCCACUGCGCCUUGGUACGGUUCUUGGGGAUAUGGCUAUGGCGGCGGCUACGGGGGCGGCUACGGAGGAUACCGUGGUGGCUACAAGAGAGAUGGCAAGGCUUAG